Molecule: messenger RNA, 1955 nt
Organism: Manihot esculenta (cassava)
Lineage: Eukaryota; Viridiplantae; Streptophyta; Magnoliopsida; Malpighiales; Euphorbiaceae
Product: protein COFACTOR ASSEMBLY OF COMPLEX C SUBUNIT B CCB4, chloroplastic
Exons: 8
Coding region: 60-929 (289 amino acids)
Biological process (GO): cytochrome b6f complex assembly
Cellular component (GO): chloroplast
Source: RefSeq, a predicted model, not a curated record
ACUUAAUAAUAAUAAUCUAACGACCAAAAGGUGGAGAAGAAACGAACAAUUUGAUAACAAUGGAAGCGGGAACUGUCCUUCACGCCAUUCCCUGGAACCCCAAGCGCAAAGCUCCAUUCCACAAUUUCCGUUGCUUCGUUAGGGCUUCUUCAAAUUCACAGGCUCCCUAUAGACGGCCAAAGCCCUACAGAAACUUGGUCGCAGAUUGGGUAUCCAACAAUGACGACACUGUUCGAAGCUCCCCAAUAUUCGUCGGAGGGGCUUCUCUCUUGGCUGUACUCUUCAAUCGUGCCGCUUCUGGUAUAGCUCCAGUUGCCGAUGCCAGUAGUUCACAGUCAAGAGCUGAUUUAUUGACACUUGGAUUGGCUGUGACCAAUGUACUAGCGGGUUUGGUGUGGCUCACAAUCAGGCCAAAGUCGAUAUCUGCGGUAAAUCCUCAAGGUGUAGAGUGUCGAGUUAUAUCUUCCUCCCUCCCAGACUUUGUGGUUUCUGAGUUAUUAUGGGUAUGGGAAUCCCUGUCAGCUGUUACUUGCUGCAGAUCUCUAGUUGCUGUUUAUGAUGGCAUUUGCAUCCUACAAAUUGGUGUGGCAGCUGAAUCUCCCAAUGAAGGUGAAGCACUGGCUGUGGAUGCUGCCAAAUUGAUGCAAGGAUCACUUUAUCAAGCUGUUAUGAAGUCUGGAGCCCAGAGCUAUUUGGCCAACCUAUCUCUCUAUCCUGGGAGGUCUGAGCUGCCAUUUUUACCUAAAAACACACAGGCAGUGAUUUUGCAGCCACUUGGAGAAAAAGGAAUUGCAAUAAUUGGUGGUGACACAAUUAGGGGUUUCACAACUUCUGAUCAGGCAUGGAUUUCAUUUAUUGGAGAGAAACUUGAUGCUACACUAGGAAAAUAUGUAAUCAACAUUCCAUUGGCAGUGCAAGAUAGAGUUUGAAACUAGAUACUUUGAUGUGUUUCAAACUUCCAUGUGCAUUAUGCUUUAGACAUGUUUUCUUCAAGGUAAUUUUUGUUUUAUCAGUAUGCCAUCUUGCUUUUACAUUCCUACUUUGAGAAACAACAAACAAGGCAUAAUGUACUUUGUCCUGUUCAUUUUGGGAAGUUUACUUUGUUACUCGUGAUCUCAGCCUUCCAAAAUGUCUUAUCUCCUUUCAUUUUUAGAAUUUAUGUUUGGUGGCAUCUGCAAUAUAUAUGCAAAAUUUUUGUCAAGGACAUCAAUCUUUUAAUUAUCAUCUUUAUAUCCUAACUCAUAGGAAUGGCAGCUGGAUGGUGAGAGUUAAUGUGCAUAGGGGAAACUGGAUUAACUUACUCUUCAUCCUUUAUAUCCGUAUAUUGAUUAGUUAAAAUGAGCGCAUACCUAAGCCACCCUGUAUUGACAAACCAUAAGGCAACCUUCAGCUAUCAGAAUAAUUGUAAGGUUAGGUUUGUUUUUUUGGUGUGAACUGAUUUUGCUCACCACUAUUUCCAACUGUCAGUCAGUUUGAUGUUGCCCUCCUCAACAUAUGGACAGUUGGACACCAUGUUUUUUUUGUGGCUAGUGCCUUUGUAUUUAUAUGGAUAGAAAUGGAAUAUCUUUCGAAUAUGAAAACGGGUGGAAAAACACUUUUGGUGCUCUAUUUCAUGAAUUUAGUUUGGUGUACCCAAUUUGAUAAUUUUUUGUUGGAAGUUUGUGAUGCUUUUUGUUAUGUUCGGAGCUUUAUCCUGUCAUCUUUAGGCUUCCAGCAGUUUUUUUUUGAGGCUGGGGACACUUACCAAGACUCAACAUCACAGACAGUGCCAGGCAAUUCUAUUCCUACUCCUGAUCUUCAAUUUCAUUAUCCAUGCUUGAAUUGUUACUUUCCUAUGUAAUCUUUGGAUUCUUACAACUGCUACUGGUAUGUGAAUUGUGAUGUAAAGAAUAGGCGCAUUCAGAUGAGACUUGAUUUUUAAUAUUUAUCUAAUCUGCAUUCCGUUUGCUGCGUUA